GCAUCGUCCAACCAUUUCCUGGACUCGGCAGCUUCUUCAGCAGACCGAGUAGAGCAAGAACAAGCAGAGGAGUUGUCCAUAUAAAAUGGGGCGUGGCAGGGCACCGUGCUGCGCCAAGGUCGGCCUGAACAGGGGCUCCUGGACGCCGCAGGAGGACAUGCGCCUCGUCGCCUACAUCCAGAAGCACGGCCACCCCAACUGGCGCGCCCUCCCAAGGCAAGCAGGUUUACUGCGGUGUGGGAAGAGCUGCCGGCUGCGGUGGAUCAACUACCUGCGGCCGGACCUGAGGCGCGGCAACUUCACCGCCGAGGAGGAAGAGACCGUCAUCAAGCUGCACGCCCUGCUCGGGAACAAAUGGUCCAAGAUCGCGGCGUCCCUGCCCGGGAGGACGGACAACGAGAUCAAGAACGUGUGGAACACGCACCUGAAGAAGAAGGCGUCGCCGAAGAAGAAGGAGCAUCAGCAGCAGGAGAAGCCAGGCGCCGCCAAGAACAACGCGGCCAACGGAGACUCUGACCCUGCUUCGUCGUCUUCGGCGUCCUCCUCUACGACCAGCAACGAGCCCGAGGACAUGAUCGAUAUCUCGGAGGCGCUUCUCGAAGCGCUCAAGGACAAGGAGGCGUUCCCGGAGGCGGCGCCAAUGUCGAUGUCCUCCUGCUCUUCGUCUUCCUCCCUGACGACGACGUACGCCAGCGGCGGAGUGGAGGAGCUGCUCGAGCUUCCGGAGAUCGACAUGGACGAGAACAUCUGGAGCAUCAUCGACGACGACGACUUCGCCGCCGACCGCCCACAAGGCGAUGCAACAGUGCCGUGUGCCGCCAUUGCGGCGGGCCAAGGAGAAGAAGAGGGAAAGGAGUGGUGGUUAGAGGAUUUGGAGAAGGAGCUCGGCCUGUGGGGACCCACGGAGGAACUCCAGGCCUUUGUGGGCCCAAUGACGGAGGGGGACCCGGUUUGCUCCUACUUCCAGUCCAGGCCCACCACCCCUGCUUCCAAUUCCGCAUAGAAUGUAAAAAAAAAGAAGAAAAACUGCAUAGAAGGUACAGUGAUUUGAUCGGACGGACGGGAUCAAGCAUUACAACUUGGAGAAGUUUUUAACGAAACGUCUGGGUUGUUCAUUUGAUUUCGGUGUUGAAGUAAUUUUCAAGAAAACUGAAAAAGGUUAGGUUAAUUCGAAUGCACAUAUAGAAAUUAAAGGAUUAAGCCAUCAAUAAAAGGCUAAGUAAGUACCUGUACUUUUUAACAGUUUAACCAAGAUGUAAUUUGAUAUGGAUGCAAGAACACUCCAUUGGUGAAAAGCCAGUGCCAAGUGCUAUAUGAAUAUAAUUAUGGGUAUAUGUCGUUUGGUUAA
Brachypodium distachyon (stiff brome) is the source of this 1348-nucleotide messenger RNA. RefSeq names its product myb-related protein Zm1. Bases 86 to 1003 code for a protein of 305 amino acids. The transcript is spliced from 3 exons. The record is from RefSeq and is a predicted model, not a curated record. NCBI's taxonomy places the organism in Eukaryota, Viridiplantae, Streptophyta, Magnoliopsida, Poales, Poaceae.